This is a messenger RNA of Schizosaccharomyces cryophilus OY26, 1238 nucleotides long. RefSeq lists its product as uncharacterized. Gene Ontology annotation, molecular function: phosphatidylglycerophosphatase activity. The transcript is spliced from 2 exons. NCBI's taxonomy places the organism in Eukaryota, Fungi, Ascomycota, Schizosaccharomycetes, Schizosaccharomycetales, Schizosaccharomycetaceae. The record is from RefSeq and is a predicted model, not a curated record. Bases 292 to 930 code for a protein of 212 amino acids.
CGUACAUCAAAGUAGGCAAUCAUACUAACUUACAGCUUUCAGGUUGAGUAUACUGAAUAAGGAUCAAUUAGCAUAUUUGCUAUUCUACAGGGUAAAAAGAUUCUUUUAUUCUAUGAAAUUCAACCAUUUAACUUCAUGUCUACCUUCAAACAAUUCUUGGUGUCAUAGCAGAUCAUAAUGCUUCGGCCUAUAACUGCUUCUACCAUUAAAAUCUUUUGAUAAUUUCUUCUUAUUUGACAAUUCGUUCAAAUUUUUAGAAGAAGUAAAUUCAAUACUUAUCAUUUACAUUCUAUGCUAGUGAACUGGGAAGGGAUUCGUGCUUUUUUUCAAACUGUGAAACGUCCUAGGAUACUACUUCCUCAUGCAAAGUUUCCUUCAUUCACAGAUAUUCCGAUUGGUAUUAACAGCCAUUUAAGCCGCCUAUACAGUGGCCCUGUUGACAUUCGAGGUAUUGUGCUAGACAAGGACGAUUGCAUUACUUUACCCGAUGAUAAUGAAAUUCCCAAAAGAAACCUUGAAAAACUACGAGAGUUACAAAAACAGUUUGGAAAGAGCAAUAUCUUAUUGGUGAGCAAUUCAAUUGGUUCUAAAAAGCAAGAUCCGACAGGAGAAGAAGCCGCCCAGUUUGAAGCUCGCUGGGAAAUUCCUGUACUGCGACACUCCAAAUUAAAGCCUCUUUGUGAACAAGAAGUGUGGAAUUAUUUUCAGAAAUCUACAAAAGUUGAACGUCCCGCUCAACUUUUAUUCAUUGGUGAUCGGCUACUCACGGAUAGCACUAUGGCUAAUCGAAUGGGUGCAUGGAGUUUAUGGCUACAUGUUGGAGUACAAACAUCCUCAGGUUGGAUGAACAAGUUUGAAGGAAAGCUUUACCAAACAUUCCAACCGAUGAGUCCCAUACUACCUUCAACCAACAGGAAGAACGAGAAAUGAUAAGUGUCUUUCAAAUUAUUUUUGAAUUCAUUCAAAACUCUAUUGCAGACUAUAGCACUGAUAUUGAAGUAAGUGAGAUCCUCUUUCGACAACUUCUAUCAAGAAUGAGAAGUAUCUUCCCUUCAAGGUAUUUUCAAACCACUUAGAAAAAUCUUUGACAGCUUGUGACUCUCGUCGUUUCGUAAACUAUAGAUGUGCAGAAAAAAAGAAAAGCGAAUCAGAGCAAACACAGCUUAGAAAUAAAAUCAUCAUAUUACUUUACGCAGACAGCGGAUUUCACAAAAAUUCAUAUAAAAUAAAAAAGCCAC